This is a messenger RNA of Impatiens glandulifera, 1368 nucleotides long. Its product is annotated as UPF0481 protein At3g47200-like. The transcript has a single exon. Bases 1 to 1368 code for a protein of 455 amino acids. The record is from RefSeq and is a predicted model, not a curated record. Lineage: Eukaryota; Viridiplantae; Streptophyta; Magnoliopsida; Ericales; Balsaminaceae.
AUGAAGCAAAAUGGAAGAAUUGAAGACAAUCUCACAAUUACCAUAGACAAGAAGCUCACUCAACUCUCCACCAAUUACCGCCAUGAACCAUUCAUCUACCGAGUCUACGAUCGCCUUCGUGGCCAAAACAAAAGAGCAUAUGAGCCCGAAUUGCUCUCCAUAGGCCCCUAUAACCGUGGAAAGCCUACCCUUCAAGUCAUGGAAGAGCACAAGCUCCGGUACCUUCAAUUGCUACUUGAACGUCGCAAUGAAUCAACUGUCCAUAGGUAUGUGACGACCAUACGAGCUCUUGAAGAGAAGGCACGAGAAUGUUACGCAGAAGACAUCGGACUCCACGAGGGAGAUAAGUUUGCAGAAUUGCUGAUCCUCGACGGUUGUUUCAUCGUCGAACUCUGCAGAAAGUUUGCUGAUAGAACCCUCGUGGACUCUCACGACACGUUAUUCAAGAUGGAAUACAUGCAUCAUGCAAUAUGGCGCGACAUGUUGUUGUUCGAAAAUCAGAUUCCUUUCUUUGUCGUGGAUCAAUUGUUCAAAAUGACGACAACGACCCACGAGGAUUACCAAAAUAAGACCAUGGUUGAUUUACUAUUAAUGUACUAUAGCGCCACUAGAAAAUACUAUCACUAUCACACCAAAUCGUCGGGAAACUAUCGCUGGCUCCAAGAGGCUUCAUACGGGAUCAACUCCGAAAAUGUGAAACACAUCCUUGGCUUGAUUCACUUUCUUGUCACCAGCUCGCUCAACCGGAAGCUAUGUUCCAAACGAAAUAAUAACCGAGAUGACGAAGAGGUGAAGUGGGAGUUCAUACACAGCACAACCGAGCUACGUGAGGCGGGAAUCGAGUUUAAAGUAAAACAGGAUUCGCCGUUGUUCGACGUAACAUUCGCGAACGGGAUGUUGGAAAUCCCGCUUUUAACGAUUAACAGUAAGAUAGACUGCCUCCUGAGGAACUUCGUUGCCUACGAGCAGAGCCUAGGGAACAAUGAAUUGAAGCUUGUGACAGAUUACGUGACUUUUUUAUAUGUUAUAGUAAAAACACCGAAGGAUGUAAGCUGGCUUAGAAGACACGAGAUCAUAAACAAUAUGAUGGGGGACGAUGAAGCAGUGUCGAAUGCUUUCAACAACAUCUCGUCGUGCGUGUUUGUAUCGCACGACAAGUUCUGCUACAAGGAACUGUUCAAUGAAGUGAACGCGCACUGUAGGCAGAGAAGAAAUGUUUGGGAGGCUAAACUUAGGAGGAACUACUUCAACAGCCCUUGGGCCAUCAUGUCAUUAUUAGCUGCCUUUUUGCUGCUCAUGUUAACUUUCAUACAAACAGUGAUUGCACUUGUUCCUUAUUUGGCACAUGUCCAUACUCUAGCUACAUAA